AUGGCGAACGAGUCUCAGACCCUAUUGGGCAUAUUUCAAGAGAUUUUGGCGGCAUCUGACAAUUCUUCGGACAAGCAUAUCAACGAGACGCGUAUAUUAUCAGUUUUAAGAGAACGAGCUUCUAAAGUACAUAAUGAAAAUUUUAACCCGAUUUUAGCAAAAGUGGCUUAUGUUUUAAACAAUAAGCCAGACGGGUGUACAUAUUGUAUGGGGGAGUUUUGGAAUGCAAUUAAAGUCUACAACAGUAUUCAUGGAUAUGUAAGCCUCAUAGUUUGCACAAUAGGCGUGCUCGCAAACACAAUGAAUGUGGCCGUCCUGACACGGCGCGAUAUGGCGGCGGCGCCGAUCAAUCGUCUGCUGAAGUGGCUCGCGGUCGCAGACGUCUUCGUCAUGCUCGAAUACGUGCCCUUCGCUAUAUAUAAGUACUUGGUCUUACCUGAAAAAUUGGAUUUUCCGUAUUCCUGGGCCAUGUACUUACUUUUUCAUAUGCAUUUUGCUCAAAUAUUACAUACGGCGUCAAUAUGUCUCACACUUUCGCUGGCGAUAUGGAGAUAUGUGGCAAUAAAAUACUCAGAUAGAAGUCACAUUUUGUGCACGGAAAGGCGAUGUAGCAUUGCCAUACUAAGCAGUUUUAUAUUACCACCGAUAUUAUGCAUACCAACAUUCUUGGUAUUCGACAUACACACAAAGAACUUGACAGAAUCUAAAGACAGACCAUCGGUUGCUUACCAUCUGGACUCGGACAGUCAAGGCGUUUUAUAUCAAGUUAAUUUUUGGGUACACGCCGUACUAAUCAAGCUAUUGCCAUGCUUGAUUUUAACUGUUAUUAGCUGGUGGUUAAUUAGAGCCUUAUAUAGCGCGAAUCAGCAUCAAAAAAAUCUACGCAAUUAUAGCUCAUGUCCAUCCGCAGAGAAAAUGGUGAAGCGCCAACAUAAAGCGGAUAAGAGGACUGAUAGAACAACAAAAAUGCUGUUAGCAGUUUGGCUUCUAUUCCUAUUAACUGAAUUACCGCAGGGUAUAUUGGGUCUACUUAGCGGUGUUUUGGGAUGGUGUUUUUUUGUUAGAUGCUAUAAUUUACUGGGAGAUAUGAUGGAUCUGCUAGCUUUAGUUAAUGGAGCUAUAAAUUUCAUUUUAUAUUGUUCAAUGUCAAGGCAGUUUCGUCAAACUUUUAGGCAGUUGGUUUUACAACGUCGGUUCGCGCGAUUUCUACCCGCAACUGCUUCACAAUCGGACUCUCACAAUCAGAACACUGCAAAGUCGUCGCUACCU
Messenger RNA from Brenthis ino (lesser marbled fritillary), 1269 nucleotides. The record is from the annotation of a GenBank genome assembly. NCBI's taxonomy places the organism in Eukaryota, Metazoa, Arthropoda, Insecta, Lepidoptera, Nymphalidae.